GGGCGCCCCCUGUGCUCACGGUCGGUGCGUGCGGCCGCGACGCUCCUCCGGCCCUCGGCACGGCCCGGCCCGCCGCGGCGCGGCCCCGGCGCCGAUGGGGGUGGCGGAGGCGCUGGGCGCCGGCGCGGCGCGGCUGCUCUUCUACCCCUCGCUGCUGUACACGGCGGCGCGGGCGCGGCUGCCGGGGUCUCGCCGGCCCUGGUUCCACCGCAUCGACGAGGCCGUGCUGCUCGGGGCGCUGCCGCUGCGGGGGCGCAGCCGCAGGAUGGUGGCGGAGGAGAACGUGCGCGCCGUGGUCACCCUCACCGAGAACUACGAGACCCGCUUCUUCUGCUGUUCCCCACAGGAAUGGAAGGCAAUGGGAGUGGAGCAACUGUGUCUCAGCACUGUGGAUCUAACUGGAGUCCCCACCUUGGAAAACCUCCACAAGGGCGUUGACUUCAUCCUGAAACACCGAGCCUGCGGUAACACUGUCUAUGUGCACUGCAAGGCAGGACGCUCCCGCAGUGCCACCAUGGUAGCAGCAUAUUUAAUUCAACUGCAUCACUGGAACCCUCAGGAAGCAAUUCAGGCCAUUGCCAAGAUUCGUCCCCACAUCCUCAUUCGACACAAGCAAGUCCAGGUCCUGGAGAAAUUUCACAGGAACAUGAUCACUGGGACAGCUGCAUAAUGUCCGUAAGAACUACCAAAAUCCCCAUCUCAGCUGCUUUAAAAAAAUGUUUUUAUGAUCUAAUCAAGGCUUAAGUGUUGUUCUUCUUGACCAACAAUAAAGAAGUUUUUACAUAAACUACA
Molecule: messenger RNA, 792 nt
Organism: Pipra filicauda (Wire-tailed manakin)
Lineage: Eukaryota; Metazoa; Chordata; Aves; Passeriformes; Pipridae
Gene: PTPMT1
Product: protein tyrosine phosphatase mitochondrial 1
Exons: 4
Coding region: 95-670 (191 amino acids)
Biological process (GO): protein dephosphorylation
Molecular function (GO): phosphatidylinositol-4,5-bisphosphate 5-phosphatase activity; protein tyrosine/serine/threonine phosphatase activity; phosphatidylglycerophosphatase activity
Source: RefSeq, a predicted model, not a curated record